AUGAAUAGUUUGGAGUUUGAGUCAAUUAUAAGCAAGAAGUAUAAUAUUAAGAACAAGGAAAGUCUUGAAUUCAAGGAAAAAUUAAGAAAUCUCAUUGAUGGUUAUAGAUAGCAAAAAUUUUAGAAAAACAAAAAUGAUUAGCAAAAAGAUGCAGAUAUAAAAAGACUUAUUCUUCAAUUGAGAAGCAAUGAUAUAUAAAAACCAUAGGAAUAUGACACUUAAAAAAGAAGAAGAAGUAAAUAGCAACAGUUUUAUUCAUUCAGAGAUGAUCCAGAUGUUACUGGAUCUCUUGAUAGACUACAUGAUCAGAGCAAGAGAGGACACUCAGCUAAGAAGAAAUAUUAAAAGAAAUAAUAGGAAAAGUAUUGGUGA
Messenger RNA from Stylonychia lemnae, 372 nucleotides. The record is from the annotation of a GenBank genome assembly. NCBI's taxonomy places the organism in Eukaryota, Ciliophora, Spirotrichea, Sporadotrichida, Oxytrichidae.